Wallemia ichthyophaga EXF-994 is the source of this 1719-nucleotide messenger RNA. RefSeq lists its product as uncharacterized. Bases 1 to 1719 code for a protein of 572 amino acids. NCBI's taxonomy places the organism in Eukaryota, Fungi, Basidiomycota, Wallemiomycetes, Wallemiales, Wallemiaceae. The record is from RefSeq and is a predicted model, not a curated record. The transcript has 3 exons.
AUGACUAUGCCCAUGACUAUGACCAUGGAAUCCCUCAACGAGACAGAAAUACUGAUCAAACACGGCGCUGAUUCAAUGAGCUUCUAUGAAUACGACUAUGAAUCUGAUAACUCGUCUAAACCCGCUUGGAUGAUUAUGCACGCUAUUGGUAUGACCUUCUCUUUUGCCAUUUUGCUUCCUUUCGCCCUCGCUUUGAAGGCAUCUCACAGCAGCCUAUACGGCUUAGUCAAUCUACUCUUUCUCAUUACCAUCUCCACUUCCACCGCCUUCUCCACCAUCUACAAAAAACUUACGCCCGAUUUAUAUUCUCACUCCGCACACGGUAAACUUGGCUGGUUCACUCUAUUCCUCAUUGCCGCUCUCUCCGGAUAUGACAGCUUCCGUUUCCUUCAAAAAGCUUGGACGUGGUACAAAUCCACCAACUACAAAUCCUUAAACUCUUUUAAAGUUAACGUUUUAGAGGAUGUUGACCGCGCUCCCCCUUCAAACCACUCACAAGCCGAAAAUGACAAUAUUCCUCUCUACGAAACUACCCACCUCCACGACUACGACGACGAAGCUGACUCUCCCGCUUCGUCCGACUCGCGCAGAUCUGAAAUGACCCUCAAUGACGACCAGCCAGAGCACCUCGCAAAGCUCAACUAUUCUUCCCUUAAACUUUCCUGGAAGGAGCGUGGCUUAGCUAUUGCACACUACCUCAAACUCACCCUCGACCGCACUACCUUCCCCUUGGGUUUCGCUGGUGUAACCACCGGUGUUGUCAGCUACAGCGGUAUUUGCCACGCCACUUAUCUCAAUGGCUGUCUCGCCCACCUCAUUAAAGGCGGUAUUUUCUUCGGAUAUGGUCUACUCACUUUCGGACGCUACUGCGGCGCUUAUGCCGACAUUGGAUGGGCAUGGAAUCUCACUCCUCGCCGCAGCCUACGCAACUGGAAAGCGCGCUGUGUCAGUGCAGAGUUCGUGGAAUGUCUAGUCAUUUUCACAUACGGCUGCACGAACACGUUCAUGGAGCGAUUCGGUGCGAAAGCGGGUGAUCCAUGGUCGAUGAAGCAAGUGCAACAUGCGUCUAUAGCGGUGAUGUUUUUCUUCGUUGGUGGACUAGGUCUAUUGAUAGAGCUGAGGAGUGUUAGACGCCUCUUCGGCAGCUAUCGUCCCGACCAGCCCAACCCCAAUCCAUUCCCUGCGUUAGCUAUUGGUAUUACUGGAUUCGCUAUGGCGUCCCAUCACCAGGAGUACGCUUUCGCUGUUAGUCAACACGCCCUUUUCGGCAACUUCCUCGCUCUGUUUGCUCUCUGCAGAUGCUCUACUUACGCUCUCACUUACCUCUCCCCUAUCACAUCGGAGAGGCCUACUAAACCUGUCACGGAACUACUGGCUUCUUUCUUCCUCUCCGCUGGCGGUAUUGCCUUCAUGUUCUCUAUCGAACAGUUUACUUUCGCCGCUUAUCGUAGAGGUUUUGCUCAUCUCAUGUUCCUCCUCAAUCUCGUCAUUAGCUUGACGGCCUUAUGCAUCUUCUGCGUUGCUCUCACUAUGGUUGUCAAGAGCUGGUCGGCGCGUGAAUCGACUGGUUCUAACAAGGGACUCCUCUUCGAUGCUAGUGAGGCGGGUGGUGAGGAUGACGAUGAGGGCGUUGACGGUGUUGAUGAGGCGAAUGUACAUCAGCAUGAUAGACUUACUCAUACUCAUGCUCAAUCUCACUCUCACGAUCAGCCCGUCUAA